AUGGAGAGCCUGCUGGAGAACCCGGUGCGCGCCGUGCUCUACCUGAAGGAGCUCACCGCCAUCGUGCAGAACCAGCAGAGCCUCAUCCACACCCAGCGCCAGCGCAUCGACGAGCUGGAGCGGCGCCUGGACGAGCUCAGCACCGAGAACCGCAGCCUCCGCCAGCAGCACCCGGCUCCCGCCGCCGAGCCCCAGCCGCGCCCGCCGGCUCCCCCUGCGGCCGCCCCGCAGCCCGAGCCGGAGCCGCUUCAGCACCCCCAACAGCUCCCGGCGCCGCAGCCGCUCCAGAGCAGGCAGCACCACCCGGAGAAAGACAGCAGGGAGAGGGGCUGCUGCACCACCCUCCUCCAGCACAAACCCGCCCCGGCCAUCGGCAAAGGCGCCCUGAGCAGGAGACCAGAGUAA
Terrapene triunguis (Three-toed box turtle) is the source of this 405-nucleotide messenger RNA. RefSeq names its product IQ motif and SEC7 domain-containing protein 3. Bases 1 to 405 code for a protein of 134 amino acids. The record is from RefSeq and is a predicted model, not a curated record. Lineage: Eukaryota; Metazoa; Chordata; Testudines; Emydidae. The transcript is spliced from 2 exons.